AUGGGCGCUCCCUUCCCAACACGGCGUGAGCCUCCCCUCGCCUGGACACGCAACGCCCGACGAAGUGCACAUCGAGAAUUCACGAUGCCCAGCAUCAGGGACAGUCAUAACCAAGUCAGGAAAUCCACAAUUGCACCGCUCUGAUGGGACGACAGCAGAAAAUCGCACGAUCAAUCGUACGGGCAAUCGCCGAGCCUUCUGCAAAUCAGAAGCGCCCAGGCAACGCUCUUGCUGUGAUUCUGGCGCUGUUGUCGGCAUUCUUCUCGCUCUACCAGCUCGUCCUGCGCAGGAUCAGUCCCGAAGACUUUUCCAAUGUCCGCCGGAGACACUGGAAUGUCAGCGACGAUGACUAUAUCAAGUCGUUUCAGCCGCGCGAAGGCAGGCAGAGGGAGGAGGCCCUCAAAGCUGUAGGGGACAUGGGAUUCUCUGGAUCGACAUUCUACUCCACCGCCGACCAGAAACGCCUCGUCAAGUCGGUCCCACGGCAUUCUGAACACUCGUAUUUCCGCGAAGACCUCCUGGAUCCGUACGUCCAGCACAUGGCCACCCAUCCGCGGUCCCUGCUGGUUCGAAUAUACGACUUCCUUGCGGUAUCCGGUCCGUCACUAGGGCGGCUUUUCCGCUGUGCGCCUUCUCACCACAUUGUUAUGGAUAAUAUCCUGUACGGCCAAGAGGAGGCCAAGAAGCGCGGCGAGCUGGAGUGGGAACACUGGGACCUGAAGCCCACGUCGUAUUUCUACCCUGAGCGAGACAUCGCCGGCGGCGCUCUCGCGAGCGAGGCCACCAAGAGUCGUCUUGCCGAUGAAUUCCACGACAAGAUCGUCCUCCGUCGCGAACAAGCAGAGGAUUUCUUCGCCAGCUUGGAUGCGGACACACAGCUGCUAGCAGAGCACAACGCCGUCGACUACUCCCUCUUUCUCGUGCGCAUUCGCACAGCCCAGCCAGCGGCAGUUUUCUCGGGUUCGUCAGGCUCGCAGUCCGUCUCGGACUCUUCUUCGCCGACCUGGAGAACGGGCGUUAUGUCGGCAGACGGGAAACACGUGUUUCGCGCCUCCAUCCUGGACUUCUUCUGGGCCAAGCACAAGAUCCAGCCGCGGCUGAUGACGCUGCUGAUCAGGCUCUGGAACGUGCUGGUCAGCAAACACGGCCACAUGAGCAUCACUACCACGCCGGACGAGUAUCGCGGGCGGUUCCUCAAGAUGUGCAGGAGCAUUGUCGAAAUCAGGGAGGAUUGACUUGUUGUAGUUACUCUGUUGAGGACCGCACUUGGUGCCAGUGGUUGUAGUUGGCUAGCUAAUUCAAAGUUCGUCGCCUGGUGAGUCUAGUGAUGGUUGUUGUCCGUUUCCCCCCUUUCAAAGCUGCC
Thermothielavioides terrestris NRRL 8126 is the source of this 1363-nucleotide messenger RNA. RefSeq lists its product as uncharacterized. The transcript is spliced from 2 exons. The record is from RefSeq and is a predicted model, not a curated record. Gene Ontology annotation, biological process: phosphatidylinositol metabolic process. Gene Ontology annotation, molecular function: phosphatidylinositol kinase activity. Lineage: Eukaryota; Fungi; Ascomycota; Sordariomycetes; Sordariales; Chaetomiaceae. The coding region runs from base 144 to 1235 and encodes 363 amino acids.